Nannospalax galili (Upper Galilee mountains blind mole rat) is the source of this 7320-nucleotide messenger RNA. It is a transcript of the gene Cdca2, whose product is annotated as cell division cycle associated 2. The transcript has 14 exons. The record is from RefSeq and is a predicted model, not a curated record. Gene Ontology annotation, biological process: regulation of chromosome segregation; regulation of mitotic nuclear division. NCBI's taxonomy places the organism in Eukaryota, Metazoa, Chordata, Mammalia, Rodentia, Spalacidae. Gene Ontology annotation, cellular component: chromosome; nucleus. The coding region runs from base 214 to 2904 and encodes 896 amino acids.
UUUGAAUCGAGCGGCGGGCUGCGCUGUGGGCCUGGUCUGCUGCCCUGGACGUGGUGAGGCCCGGACCCCGCGUCGCGCAGGCCGGCUGCUUCCCGGCGCCUCGGGUGCUUUCUGCAGCGGGCCUUGCGGAUCGCCUAGCCAGGGUGAGAGGUCCGCUAGCGUGACGCUGGUUAUCGUCCGCGGGGACGCGCGGGCCGCAGGCUCCUAGGAGAGAUGGAUGCCAGUUCUCAUGACAAGCAGUUCCCCCCAUCCCAGGAAUGUGCCGUUCAUAAUUCCGAAAAUGCCUCUUUUAUCUUGGGAACCGGGAAGCUCGUGAUGCCUGAUCCUUGCACCCCAGAUACCUUUAAGUCACCUUUAGACUUUAAUACAGUGACUGUAGAGCAGUUGGGAAUAACUCCAGAAAGCUUUGUUAAGCCCCCGUCAGGAAAGUCACCGUCUUACCUUAAGAAGGCCAGGCGACGAUCUACAGUUGGUGCCCGAGGCUCUCCAGAAACAAACCACCUAAUCCGGUUCAUUGCUCAGCAGAGAAGGUUAAAGAAUGCUGAGCGAUCACCACUGGCAUACAAUUCCCCCCUUGAGGUCAGCCCAGGCCUGGACCGCAGUGCUAAUUCCUUAAGAGUGCGAAUAUCUGCUUUCCAGUCAGCUUUUCACUCCAUCCAGGAAACGGAGACUCUGACUGGCAGCCCAGCAGUCGAGACGUCAGGUUUGGAUAAGAAAAAGAUUAAUUUGCAUGGUGUGAAAGCAGUUUUUCAGAGCACAAAGUCAUUGAAACUUGGUUCAGCUGAGUCUGGACAUGUAGUUGCUGAGUCUGUUCUCCUUCCAGAGCUCAUGGAGGCUUCACAUGGACUUGGGGUUGCUGACUGUGUAGAUGGCACAAGAUCAAUUAAUGCUGUUCCACUUGACACACCCACAGCACAAGGGAACUCAGACAUCGUCCCUGACAUCAGGUUACCAGCUAAACCUCUGUGCAGGAGCAACAGCCCAUCCUCUGAGACUUUUGUACUUCGUUCUGUAUUGAAGAAACCUGAUAAACCCUUUGCAGAGGGCUUACAGGAGCACAGCAACAACCUCUGCGAUGGAGGGACUCAUCCAAACUUGAUUCCAGAUCCUUCAUUCUGUUGCAGAGAACAAAAAGCGGAUCAAGAAAACAGUAAAACACCAGUUUUUCUAAAUGUGAGGAAGAGGAAGAAAGUUACUUUUGGAGAAGACUUAAGCCCUGAAGUGUUUGAUCAGUCAUUACCAGCCAAUACUCCAUUACGUAAAGGAGGAACGCCUGUGCCUCAGAAGGAUCUGAGUGAUACUAGUCCCCUGCUGCCUGAGCACUCACCAGUUGCCGAACAGUUACUUCAGCCAAAUUUUGAUGACAACGGGGAGAAUCUUGAAAACAUAGAACCACUUGAGGUAUCAUUUGCAGUUCUGAGUCCUAAUAAAUCUUCAAUAGCUGAGACUCUUUCAGGCACUGAAUCCUUUAGUUCUUCAAAUAACCACGAGAAGAUCACCUGUAAAAGUAGACCAACACGGACUUCUAACAGAAGAAAGUUGGUGGGUUUUGCAGAAGAGAAUGUUUGCAGCUCCCAUAACACAGAAGCUGAGCCUUGGAAAGAGAAGAAAAUUAAGAGGAGGAAGUCCCAAGACAGUAAAUGUACCAGCAGAGCACUUCCUAAAAAGAAACUGGUUUGUAAAGGUUUCAGAAAAAAGAAAAGAAAGGCAAAGAAGGUUGUUCAGAAAUCUUUAUAUGGAAAAAGAGAAAUUGCAUCCAAGAAGCCCCUCCUGAGUCCUAUUCCCGAGCUGCCUGAAGUCUCUGAAACAACCCCUUCACCUACUGGCCUUCACAGGAUACACCCAGGUGGUUUCAGCUUAAAUGGUGAACUGGAAGAAGCGUUCCCUCUCGACAAACCAAUGAAAAGAAAGAGGCUUCUGCCUCCUAACAUAGAUCUGCCUGAGCAUCCAGUGUUGGAGGAGUCUGACGAGUCUGAAUUGUGCUGCUCCUCGCCUGGCACUGCUGCUUUCAAGGGUGGGGCAUGUGCAAGUACCAAGGACACUGAUGGCCCUGACAGUGAUCCCAGAGCAGAAAGUAAGCUGCAAAGUGCAGAGGAGCCCAACAUGGAGACCAAGAAUGAUAAGAGCCUUGUUCCCUGUGCUGCUGGGACCAAAGGACACAUUGUAUCAAUUAACCCAAAGCCUGUGUGUGUCCCACAGCGCCAGGAAGUUUUUAGUGAUGGUCAAAAUGCAGAAAAUCUUUGUGAGAUCCUUAAACUCUCAGAGCAUAUGAGUGUGAAGUGUGGAGAGAGCACGUGCUCAGCUGCCAAGGGGAAGCUGCAGUGUAGCCCGCCUGUGCCUGACUCAGAGAAGGAACUUGAGUAUUCAGAAGACAUCCUAGCCGGAAACAUAAAGGAACCAACAAGCCACAUCAAGAAUGUAGGAAGUGAGUCUGCAGAAAUCCUCAGUGCCAGGGAGAGGAAGCAUAGAAGAUGCUCCGUGUACUGUUGGGGUCGUCAGCAUUCACACUUGGAGCAGAAAGGGAAUCCUGCAUCUUCCUGCAGUGUGGAAACCCCUGUGGAAAGUAGCUCAGGAAAUUCCCAGCUGUGUAAAGAUUUAUCUGACGCCAUAGAGCAAAGCUUUCAGAGAACAAACAAUGAAACCAAAGUGCGACGCAGCACAAGGCUCCAUAGAGACUUGGAAAGCACAGGACUCGUGUGGAUGGCGCUUCCAUUUUCUUCCACUUCUCAGAAAACCAAAAGAAGAACCAUAUGCACACUUGAUAGCAGAGAAUUCCAAAGUGUGUCCUCGGGACAAAGAUUGGAUGCCUUGCCCUCGGUCUCAGGUGGAGGAAGCAGCGAGAGCCAAGUUGCUGGCUCCUCCCGGAGGAAGAGCUUCUCUGGGGCUACACUCACCAGUGCUUAGAGUACCACACAGGCAGCAGGCUUCAGGAGCCCGGCCUCUCAAGAAGAAAGGCAGGCGCAAACACUCAGCUGCCCUCAGAGGGCUGGACAUGGAGAACUGAAGCAGUAGCUGAUGCUUCCCAGGCUCCGCUCUUUAGAGGAAGAGAUCUAGUGUCUUCCCGUCUGGUUCCCGUCCCGGUUUAACUUCAGUGCCUUACACAUUUCUAAUAAAAUCAUUUGAGUUAAAUGACUUUUAAAUAGAAGUAAGUUAAUUUGUCAUUCAGAAGGAAAAAAAUUACGUACGUUGUUUUCCCCCAAAUGCUAAAUGCUUGUGUUAGUCUUUUGCUGAAAGAGUUUUUAGACCCAACAAUAUGUCUCUGAAUUUUUAUUUCACAUAAGUACACAUUUACCACUAAAGGUUCCAUUGAUAGAAAUACCCUCUAGAAAUGACUGACUUCUUUUUGGAUAAAAUGAAGACAGACUUUGAUGAUUUGCCUUAUCCGUCUCAGAUCACAGUUUUACCUUGGUAGUUACAGUGAGGGCCUAUGUGAGACUUCAGAAAAAUUCCUUCAUUGACCAGAAUUCUAUAAAUCCACUGUUAUAAAAUUAUGUGAUUUUAGAAACAACUGAAAUCAUUCAAGAUUGUUCUAACUUUAUUGGCUAGGCAAGAGAGAUUGGUGUUUGGUUUAAAAAAAAGAUUCUUAGAUUAGUCACAGGCAGUUUGGGAUUUAAUUCAUGGAUUCCCAUUAAAGAUUUUUUUUUUUUUUUGGAAAAGUAGAAACUGAAAGGUGCUCUAGAUUCUUUACCAACAUGAAGCAUGGCGACAGCCCUGGUUGGUGUCUCUUCACCGCACUUUUCAGCUGUUGAUGCUUCUUGUCUCCUCACACCUAGCACUGCUGCUUGGCAGUUCUCUUGGUUAAGUUUUUGCAGUGUUCUCUAGUUUUUUGGUGACAGCAGUUUAAAAAUCUAAGUUUCUGUUUAUCUGGAAUGUGUGAAUGUAUAUAAAUCAUCUUAUCAUUAAACAGUGGCCCCAGAAACCCUUUAAAUCACCAGCCUCUCCUUCCCCCUGAUAGCAGAAACAUGUUAACAAAUAGAGCUCCCUAUAAAUAACACAACAGGGAAGAAAGCUCCCGCUGAGCGACCAGGUUCCCCCUUGGAGGUGGAGACUAUUUGUUACCGCCUUGGCACCGCCAGGUCUGGAGCUCCUGCUGGGAAAGACUAAUGUAUUUUACAUUAACACGCAAAGUGAUCCCCAAUUCCUUCUGCUGAAGGGUGGAUUGUCCAAAAAUUUCUUUUAUCUUCACAUGUAAAUUAUUUAUGGACGUUUCUCUCCUGUGUAUGUGGUCACCAAAUCAGUACCACUAAAAACACCUUUUGGUUUGGGUAAUUUAAAAAGGUUAAAAAAACAAACUUAGAAGCAUGUUAGAGGGUCUUGGGUUUUAAGAAAACAAUUUUAGUAUUUCUCUUAUUCAGGAUGAUUAUUAUUUGCCUCCCUUUCUAGUUCAUGGAAAUAUGUCAACUCAGCUGUAUUUGUCAGUUUUUACAGGCUUUGAGUUCUCACCGUGCUGAGGAGGAGGAGGGGAAGAUUUGAUCUGUGGUUUUGACUCGGUUUUUCAAAUGUAAAUGUGUUCUAAUUUUGGAGCACCAGCAAUUAAUGAUACAAACCCACUUUUCGAGUUCGUUCAUUUUCAAAAUGUCUCAUUAUGAAUCUUUGAUUCAUGUUUAUAAAUAUCCGUAAACAAUAAGGACAGGUCUUAUAUGCAAAGCUUCGUGAAAAGUGACUUUCUGUAUUUGAUCAUGCUGGCUUGCUUUUUGUUGUUACUUUUUAUUAACGGUUAGCUUGAAAACAUGACUUCAAAAAAUGUUUCCUCAUCUUUUUUUCCAGAAGGAACUAACCCUUAGAGUUGAAUGCCUCUCGUACACUGCUUGUCCCCGCUGAGUCUCACUUCUUCCACAAGAUGGCAGUGUGGCACCUGGGCAAAAGUGUAAAGACCAGGGCUGUUACUGUGCUCCUAUUUUUUUUAAACUCGUUUUUAUCCUAGAACGAUGAGUAUUUAUGUAGAACGCAGAGUGCAGCACAUAAUUUAAAAGAAAUAUUGGCCGCUUUCUUCCUCUCCCACCCCACACAAAUAUACAGCUCACCUUCCCCAACAGCUUUCUGUAACUGGCAUGCAUUUUCCAGACUUCUGACACACACAAAAGUAUGGUUUUGGUUGCCAGUGUGAUCGGUUUAUGUGCCACUCUGCAACUUGUAUAUUCCACAGAAUACAUGAUAAAAUACUGUUUUUCAGUCUUCUGUAGACAGCCCUGGUUCCCUUGAGUCUCCGAGCCUGUGAUAGAAUAAUGACAUAUUUUGGACACCUGUAAUGUAGGCAGUCAUCUCUUUAGUCAUAAAUGUGAGUUGUCUCUUUUUGCUACUGAAAAUGAAGUCACAAGCUUGUGUGAAAAUGAAAGUACAGGAAUUCAGAUGGCUGCAAGGCGCUCCUCCACGGAUGUGAACCCGCAAGCCCCAUGCCGCACAGCUUAGCAUCUCUGCUUCUCUCGUGGUCUCUCGUCAUCAGACUGCUUUGUGUGUGCUUCUUACUCGCCUCCCUUGACUGGAGUUUCAGAACAAGGAUAAGCCCUGAGUGGACAGUAACAUGGAGGAAAAGAUGGAUAAUGCCUGACUCCUACUUUAAAUUGAAAGCACUGGUUUUAAAAGUGCAGCUUGUGGAGGCAAAAUAACUUAAAGUUGACUCUUAAAAGAGCAUGCUGUUUGAAUUUGGGAAAAUGUAUGCCAUCACCUACCACUGACAGCCAAGUAAUAGAGCAUUUCCAUCAGCCUAAUAUCUUCCCCCACCCAGGCCUUCACAAUUGAUGAUCUGAUUCCUGUUGUAGUUCUGUCUUUUCUAGAAUGCAACAGAAAUGGGAUCAGGUCAUAUAUAAUUAGUGCCCUUUUUUUUUUUUAACAGCAGAGUGCUUUUGAGAUGCAUCCAUUUGCAUGUUGUAAGUUGUUGACACCUGUUUAUUCCCGAGUAUUGUUCCACCCUGGAUUUUUGGAUUGUUGGGGGUUUUCUUAUGAAUAAAGUUUUAUGUGUGCAUAUGGUUCUUUUUACAGUUAGAUGUUUCCAUUUAUCUUGGGUUAGUUUCGAGAUAGGAGCUCUAUUUGUACUUCCCAGUGACUGAUGGUGUUGAACAUUUUUUAAUGCUCGUUUGCCACCGUAUGUCUGUCUUAUUCUAAUAUCUUACACAAGAUUUUGUUGUUACUAUUGCCAUACUGAGUUGUAUAUUUUAUGUAAGCCCUUUACUGGCUAUUUUUCCUAUGUUUUUCCCCAGUCCAUGACGUCUUAAUUUUGUUUCCUUAGUAUAAUCCUUUGAAGAUCAGAUUUUCAUUUUGUUGAAGUUGAAUUUAUCUUUUUUUGUUUAUUUUCCUAUAAUGGUUCAUGCCUUUUGUAUCUAAGAAUAACCAGGUAUAUGGUUCAUAUCUAUAAUCCCAGCACUGGAGAAACUGAGGCAGGAGAAUUGCUGUGAAUUCAAAGCCAGUCUAGGAUAUUUAGUGAGUGCCAGACUAGUCUGAGCUAUCUCAAAAAGCUAAAAGAAAAGAUUUCUUCCCUAAGCUCAAGGGCACAAAGAUUUUCUAGAAGUUUUAUGGUUAUAUUUCUCACUUGAGACUUCUGUCUACUUUGAGUUAAUUUCUGUGUAUUGCAAGAGGUGACUGUUUUUUGUUUGUUUAAAUGGAAAUCACCCAGCAUUGUUUAUUGAAAAGCACAUUUAUUCGUUGAAUUAUGUUGACACCUGUGUUAAAAUCAUAUGGUAGGUCUAUGUCUGGACUUGAUUCUACUUAUCUGAAUGUGUGGCAAAUACCAUACCAAUGUCACAUUAUCUUGAAAGCUCCCUCACCCCCCCCACCCCCCAUUUGCUGUGAAUUUUUAUUGCCAUUUAUGUUGGUGGGGGCUGGGGGAAUGGAGUGGAGGCCAGUAGAAACAAUAGGUUAACAAAUCUGUCUGGGGCCUUCCAUUGCAACUAACCCUUCUCCCUUUUAGAGACCAGGAGGCCAGUCAGCCAUAAAAGCAGUCAGAGAAAUAGUAAGGAAACCAGCUUCCCUGGGCGCCUACACAUUCAGUCCAGGCUCAAAAUGGACUGGUGUUAGCAUGCUGUGAACUAACUAUUUCAAGUGUGGCUAGUGCACUGGUGUGUUCAUUUUUGUGCAUUAUUUGAUUGUUUUUUUUAAUGGACCUGAUACAGCAGAAACAUUCUCAAAGUGAGAUGAGUAAUCGCCUGUUCAGUGGACAUGGAUUUUUAAUUCCACAUCUCCAAGAUGAGAUUUAGCCUGGUUAGGACCCUAACAAUUUGUUAGGAAUGUUUUUGGAAAAACUUAAGAAAUUGAAAUUCAAGAAUUUUCUGGAACUGUUUGUAAUUUUUGGUACUUUAAGCUUUAUGUCAUAUAUGAAAAGGAAAA